Molecule: messenger RNA, 3821 nt
Organism: Pseudoliparis swirei
Lineage: Eukaryota; Metazoa; Chordata; Actinopteri; Perciformes; Liparidae
Gene: fdft1
Product: farnesyl-diphosphate farnesyltransferase 1
Exons: 7
Coding region: 1423-2793 (456 amino acids)
Biological process (GO): farnesyl diphosphate metabolic process; cholesterol biosynthetic process
Cellular component (GO): endoplasmic reticulum membrane
Molecular function (GO): squalene synthase [NAD(P)H] activity
Source: RefSeq, a predicted model, not a curated record
ACCCUCCGUUUUAAAAUAUGUACCGAGAGUAAACCUGUCGGAUGAGUAGGAAGACAACAUGCACGAUGUACACGUGGUUACAUUUCCAGAUGAGCUUCUCGGAUCACGUAGCACAAAAUAAAACCAUAGACCAUACUCCACUAUUCUGUAGCGACACGGACAUUAACAUAUGCCUUUUAAAAGUCAAUCUGCACUGUAAUAGAUUAACCUCCAUGGUUCUAACAGAGACAGCUAGUGGACUAAUUAGAUGUCUCACUCCAGUGUUGGCUGAGAUGUACACAAUAUGAUCAUUGACUUGGGAUUUACGUUACCUAAUGAGUUUGGAGGAUUCAACGGGGAUGGAUGAUGUGCGCAUGUUUCUCGGAUAAUCCCAAUGUAGCCUACCUGAGAGAAGGGCUGCAGAGAAUGCAUCAUAGUUUGACCAGUGAGUCUUUAGUAGGCCUUUAUUUUAUAUUGUAUUCUGUAUAUUAUUGCAAAAAUAAAGCUGACUCCAUAACAUGUAUCCUAUGUGUGGAUUCACACCGUUUGAUGACAGUAAAGCAUUCUACCUGUUGUUAUUUAGCCAAAGCAUCCAUAGUGUUCCACCUUUAACAUUAGCGUCCCAUAAUCUGACAGGUCACAUAUUUUACCUCACCAACUGUCAGAUGAAAGCAGUUUAAAAAUGCAGUUAUCUUGAGAAACACUGUGCUCUUAUUUUGAAAUUAAGGCAAAAUGAGCCGAGAGUUGAAACCAUGAUCAGCAUUCAUAUUAUUGGCUUAGUGAUGAUCAUGUGAUUGCAGUGACGGAGUUAGGAAACAGCCCAGCAUGCACUGGGGCAAUACGUCACACUUUAUUAUGUUUUCCUGCAUUAUUACUGGUGUCAUCGUGUGCACACGUACUGUUCAACAGUUAAAUAUUACCAGUGGUUACAUAGCACAUGCGAUUUUAGGUGUUGUUAAUUGCGUUAACACAAUUGAGUUAUGCAGUUAAUAUGUGGAUUUAGUAAUGUAGUGCCCAAAAGGUCGACAUAUAAGUGGAGGAACAUUUCCAAAUAACACGAACUUUGUCUGAUAGAGUUCACGUGCUGAUGAAUGUCCAAAGGUUAGUCACCAAGAGGUGACAUUUGGUAAUGACAUACGCAGAUACACUACAAACUAUUUUAAGAGUAUUUUUUAAAACAUUAACACAUUCUGCUCUGCUAUAGUAUUGUAGAAUUUCUUAAAUUUCGCAGCCACAUUUUCGAGCUAAAAGUAGAUCAUGAAAUACGCAGCUGGUGUUGUUAUGGCUGGAAGUGGGAGGAGCCACGUAAUUAUAAGAGCAGAUCUACAAACGCUGUGUAUAGACCCCCGCUAACUACGCAGCCGUGGAGUCGACAUGUUCAGGGGCGUAUUGUUAUUUAUAUUAUUAUAGCUGCAGGGUCGGCCGUGCCGUCGGGUUGUUCGUAUGGCCGGAGCUUGCUGCAAGUGUCCAGUCUCGCUGUCCGUGUUCAAGCGCUCUCUCGCGGUUGCACCGCGGGGCGGCGGGUCGGCUCCUCGGUCCCACCUGCUGGGCUGGAGGGUAGGGGAGCGGGGCCUGCAGGAGGUCGCCCGGCCCUCCAGCGCCCUCCGACCCGCAGGCUUUUACCGGCACACGGGCUUCCUCUGUCUCUCCUACCAGGAGUCCAUGAGCGAGAGUCUGCGGACAUGCUAUCUGUACCUGAACCAGACUAGCCGGAGUUUUGCAGCUGUGAUUCAGGCGCUGGACGGAGAGUUGAGACAUGCGGUCUGUAUUUUCUACCUGGUGCUGCGGGCGCUGGACACGGUGGAGGACGACAUGACGAUCCCUCUGGACAAGAAGGUUCCCAUGCUGAAUGACUUCCACACCUUCCUGUACCAGAAGGAGUGGCGCUUCACCGAGAGCCAGGAGAAAGACCGGCAGGUUCUGGCUGAUUUCCCCACGAUAUCAGUGGAGUUCAGAAACCUCGCUCAGGAAUACAGAGACGUCAUCUCCGAUAUCUGCCACCGUAUGGGAGUCGGAAUGGCCGAAUUCCUUGAAAAGAAAGUGGGCUCCAUGAAGGAGUGGGACCUGUAUUGCCAUUUCGUGGCGGGGCUGGUCGGCAUCGGGCUGUCUCAGCUGUUCUCUGCGUCCCAGCUGGAAGACCCCGAGGUGGGGCGCGACACCGAGCUGGCCAACUCCAUGGGCAUCUUCCUCCAGAAGACGAACAUCAUCCGAGACUACUUCGAGGACACGCAAGUGGGACGCGCCUUCUGGCCAGAAGAGGCCUGGAGUCAGUUUGCAGGUCGUCUGGAGGACUUGGCCGAGCCGGAGAAGCUGCAGUUGGCUCUGUCCUGUCUCAACCUGCUGGUCACUGAUGCUCUGCGACACGUCCCGGACGUCAUCGCCUACCUGUCCCGCCUGCGCAACCAGAGCAUCUUCAAUUUCUGUGCCAUUCCGCAGGUGAUGGCGAUAGCUACACUGUCGUCGUGCUACAACAACCCCAUGUUGUUCCAGGGGGUGGUGAAGAUAAGGAAGGGACAGGCUGUCACGCUCAUGAUGGAAGCCACCAGCAUGAGCGCCGUGCAGACCAUCAUCUCCCAGUACAGCCAGGAGAUCUUCCAGAAGGUCUCUCAGACGGAUCCGUCGCGGGAUAAGACCCUGCACAUCCUGGCUCUAAUCAAAGAGAAGUCCACCCUGUCGCAGUCCAGCCUCCCCUCCAGGACCCACCACCUGUCGCUCAUGUACCUGUCUGCCGCCAUGCUGCUCGCCGCUCUCAGCUGGCAGUACCUCAGCACCACCACAGCACAGCCACAGGGCACGGGCGACAUGCAGGGGUAGUGACCCCCGUUGGCCCUCACCUUUCCUGGGGCCCACAGACUCAGAAGGCCUCGUGGCCCACUCUGGAGGUCUGGUUCGCCUCUGACUGAAUUUCUUCUUCCACUUUUUCCCUCUUCAUUACGGCCGUCACAGAAACAUGGACGUAUUUAUUUGCAGGGCUGCACAAUAUGAGGGAAAUAUGUGAUAACGUUGUGUAUCGUAAAGAAGAUAUUACUUGCGAUAAAACAACAGAUAUCAAAGUUACUCAGUUUAGCGGCUCCGCUGCUUUCCAAAUAAGGGGAAAUUAUUAAUAAAUAAAAAAAUGUAUUUUACAAAUUAACACUGAACUGUCGAGUUCUCUCUUUCAACUAGCUCAAAACAAUCCAAUGAUGCAAUAUCAGUCUUUUUAGAUAUAAUAUUGUGCAGCCUUACGAAGGAGGUGUUCUGGGGGCAGCAGGUACAUCCUACUAGUCCAUCCUGCAUCGGCGUAAAUAAUUUACACAGUGAUCUGUGGUUAUUUUCACCAGCAUAAAUAGCACAUGGAAACAAUUCAGGGCGUUUUGUUUGCUGUUUGCUGUUUAUGUUGAUUGUGUGUUGUUUUUUUGUUACGUUUUGCCCCUUUUGAGUAAAAUUAUACAUGUUUGACCAUUUCAAGACACGUGGGGAAAUGGACAGUACAUGACCGUUUUAGGAUUUAUUUUGGGGAACACGAUCAGCAAAUUUAGAUUUUGUUUGAAUUGUUUAAUGUUUAUUCUUUCUGUUUCCUCUCGAUGUCCUUUUUGAAAUGGGAGAAAAGAACAAUGCAAUUCCAAAGUAGUUUUGACAUGAACUGUUUGAAUGAGAGCGAAUGUCAUUUCGGGUACAUUUGAUGUCUGAAAUAAAUGCAUAUUGAGAUGGCUAGUUAAAGUGACCUUAAUGAACGCAGCUUUGGUGAGUGGAACGGCUCGCACACGGUAACCUUCUACUGAACCUCAGGAGAGCUACACACAUUGCUAUGUAAUGUGUCAUUUUGAUUUGUACAUAUUUUAACAAAUAAAGAGGUGAAAGUA